GUCACCAGCCAUAAAUAGUGAGGUUAUAGCUCAAUUUAAACUAAUGCAGUUUAUUUUGCUUUCCCUUCCUUUCCUUACCAGCAGAGGUGUUUCUCCACUUCUUGCAGCAUCGCUGAUCCAUGCAGCAGUUGAUGAAGUUCUCCAAACAGACUUGACUGAAUUUGAGCAGGAAAGUGUGGAAACAGAGGGAGAAGGAGAUGAGGAAAGAUUCACCUUGCUGGAUGGAGAGGCGUUGCAGCGCUGCUUCUUUAACAAGCUUCGGGAUGUUUGCUUUGAGUGGCAGAAGCAGUUGCCACCACUGAGACCACUGAAGCGGUUCCUGCUUGUUUCCAUCCACGCCAUCCGUAACAGUCGACGGAAAAUGGAGGACCGCCACGUUCUGCUCCCAGAGUUUAAUCAGCUGUUUGGUUUAUCAGAUGACGUUGAUCGCGCUUACUUUGCGGUAUUUGAUGGCCAUGGUGGAGUGGAUGCUGCCAAUUAUUCAGCAACCCAUUUGCAUGUAAAUGUUGGGCUGCACAAAGAUAUUGUUAAGAAUCCAGCUGAGGCCUUGAAAUGCUCUUUCCAGAAGACAGAUGAAAUGUUUCUUUUCAAAGCCAAAAGAGAGAAGCUGCGGAGUGGUACAACAGGUGUAUCUGCAUUGAUUGUAGGGAACAAGCUACACAUAGCAUGGCUAGGGGACUCACAGGUAAUGCUUGUGCAGCGAGGAAAAGCUGUGACAUUAAUGGAACCUCACAAACCAGAAAGAGAAGAUGAGAGGGCACGUAUUGAGACUCUGGGUGGUUGUGUAACCUAUAUGGACUGCUGGCGGGUUAAUGGUACCUUGGCUGUUUCCAGAGCAAUUGGUGACGUAUGUCAGAAACCCUACAUCUCUGGUGAUGCAGAUGGAGAUACAUUUGAGCUGACUGGUUCUGAAGAUUACUUGCUCCUAGCCUGCGAUGGAUUCUUUGAUGCUAUCAAGCCAUAUGAGGUUGUAGACUUGGUCCUAGAUCAUUUAAUGCAAACCAAAGGAGUAGGGCUCAAAGCAGCAGAAAGACUGGUGGCUGCUGCAAAGGAAAAUGGAUCCAGUGAUAACAUCACAGUUCUAGUGGUGUUCUUGAGGGAUCCUCAGGACAUCUUGGCAGACUGUCUCAGAGACCCUAAGAGCCUUGGGGCUGGUGAUGAUCCGCAACGCUCACCCUUUAAUUUCCUCGGCUGUGAGGCAGCAGCCACACAGUGA
Pterocles gutturalis (yellow-throated sandgrouse) is the source of this 1216-nucleotide messenger RNA. RefSeq names its product protein phosphatase, Mg2+/Mn2+ dependent, 1F (gene PPM1F). The record is from RefSeq and is a predicted model, not a curated record. Gene Ontology annotation, cellular component: cytosol. The transcript is spliced from 6 exons. Gene Ontology annotation, molecular function: cation binding; protein serine/threonine phosphatase activity. NCBI's taxonomy places the organism in Eukaryota, Metazoa, Chordata, Aves, Pterocliformes, Pteroclidae. Gene Ontology annotation, biological process: protein dephosphorylation; negative regulation of protein kinase activity. The annotation marks the transcript as partial.